Messenger RNA from Onychomys torridus (southern grasshopper mouse), 1771 nucleotides. It is a transcript of the gene Lpar4, whose product is annotated as lysophosphatidic acid receptor 4. Gene Ontology annotation, biological process: positive regulation of Rho protein signal transduction; phospholipase C-activating G protein-coupled receptor signaling pathway. The transcript has 3 exons. Bases 246 to 1358 code for a protein of 370 amino acids. Gene Ontology annotation, molecular function: lysophosphatidic acid receptor activity. The record is from RefSeq and is a predicted model, not a curated record. Lineage: Eukaryota; Metazoa; Chordata; Mammalia; Rodentia; Cricetidae. Gene Ontology annotation, cellular component: membrane.
CAUGUUUAUUAGCUAAUUAUCCACAGGCAUGAGCACAUUCUCUCAUCUAGAACAAUCUUUUUUGGGCUCUCAAUUAAGAAAAUCCUUGAUCAUCUGCCUUCAGAAAAUUCAUUGAUUGUCCAAGUCUGAGAAAAAUUUGGUGCCAGAAUUUGAUUUGAACUAAUGAAGAAAACGUUCUCUACUGGUCCUUAAUCUUGGAGUGGUGAAUCCCUGCAUCUAGCAGGCUUUCUGGGGAAAAAAAAUCCAUGGGUGACAGAAGAUUUAUUGACUUUCAGUUCCAAGAUUUAAAUUCAAGUCUCAGACCCAGGUUGGGCAAUGCAACUGCCAAUAAUACUUGCAUUGUUGAUGAUUCCUUCAAGUAUAAUCUGAAUGGUGCUGUCUAUAGUGUUGUGUUCAUCCUGGGUCUAAUAACCAACAGUGCCUCUCUGUUUGUCUUCUGCUUCCGCAUGAAAAUGAGAAGUGAGACUGCUAUUUUCAUCACCAAUCUGGCCCUCUCUGAUUUGCUUUUUGUCUGUACCCUACCUUUCAAAAUUUUUUACAACUUUAAUCGCCACUGGCCUUUUGGUGACACCCUCUGUAAGAUCUCAGGGACCGCAUUCCUCACCAACAUCUAUGGGAGCAUGCUCUUCCUCACCUGUAUUAGUGUGGAUCGUUUCCUAGCCAUUGUCUAUCCCUUCCGAUCUCGUACCAUUAGGACCAGGAGGAAUUCUGCCAUUGUGUGUGCUGGAGUCUGGAUCCUAGUGCUCAGUGGUGGUAUUUCAGCCUCUUUGUUCUCCACCACUAAUGUCAACAAUGCGACUACCACCUGCUUUGAGGGCUUCUCCAAACGUGUUUGGAAGACAUACCUGUCCAAGAUCACCAUAUUCAUUGAAGUUGUUGGGUUCAUCAUUCCUCUGAUAUUGAAUGUUUCUUGCUCUUCUGUGGUGCUGAGAACCCUCCGCAAGCCUGCAACAUUGUCUCAAAUCGGGACCAACAAGAAAAAAGUGUUGAAGAUGAUCACAGUACAUAUGGCAGUUUUUGUGGUAUGCUUUGUACCAUACAACUCUGUUCUCUUUUUAUAUGCCUUGGUACGCUCCCAAGCCAUUACUAAUUGCUUAUUGGAAAGGUUUGCAAAGAUAAUGUACCCAAUUACCUUGUGCCUUGCAACUCUGAAUUGUUGCUUUGAUCCUUUUAUCUAUUACUUCACCCUUGAAUCCUUUCAGAAAUCCUUCUAUAUCAAUACACAUAUAAGGAUGGAGUCCCUGUUUAAGACUGAGACACCUCUGACCCCAAAGCCUUCCCUUCCAGCUAUUCAAGAAGAAGUUAGUGAUCAAACAACAAAUAAUGGUGGUGAAUUGAUGCUGGAAUCCACUUUCUAGGUAUGAGAAUUGUCUUUAAGGUUCAGCUAUGGUGUCUCCUAUGAUUUUUCCUAUGCUAUAAAUAAGAGGAAAAAAUUGAAGCUAAUGAUGCUGAAAAUAGAUUAAUGUACCAAAUACAGUCAGAUACAUUUGUUUGAACACUUGUUGUACAUAUUCUGUUUUGUUCAGUAAUUAUAGGUCAAGUCUAAUUACAGCAACUAAAACAGAUCAUCAGAUUCUUUUGUUGUGUUGAAAUUUCAUUAUAUAAAUGACCAGUGAUUGUUUUUUUACUUUUAAUUAUGUGGGGGUUACUUUAAAACUUAAAAAAAGAGACAUUCCAAUGAUUUUGGUAAUUGGGUUGGGCCUAUAAAUAUAGAACAAAUUCAGGGAUUAUUUAAAAAUGUUUGUGUUACUACUGAUAUAUACUGGUAUUU